Rotaria sp. Silwood2 is the source of this 390-nucleotide messenger RNA. The record is from the annotation of a GenBank genome assembly. Lineage: Eukaryota; Metazoa; Rotifera; Eurotatoria; Philodinida; Philodinidae.
AUGCAACUUUCAGCAGCUAUUGGUAUUAAUCGAAUUCUUGUAUUAACACGUAUGAUUGAUCCACCAUUAAUGAUACAAACAUCUGCUGAUUCAGAUGAUGAUAAAAUAAAUAUUAAUCAGAGACAGAAACAUUUACUUUGUAAUGCAGCACAUAAUAGUUCAGUUAUUCGAGAACAUUUUUAUAUGAAUGAAACAUUUUCACAAAUGAAACUAGCUUGGCGAAUGAAAGCUUUUCCUUCAAAUGUAUCUGUAACCAUUCUUAAUCGUCGUCAUUGUGAUAAAAAUCUUUCUAAAGAUUUAAAUGAAGCAUGGGAUCAACCACAAGAAUAUCGUCGUAUACAAUUAUUUCGUAAUCAAAUUCAACAUCGAAUAAUUGAUUCAACUAGAUAA